Blastocystis hominis is the source of this 1542-nucleotide messenger RNA. RefSeq lists its product as hypothetical. The record is from RefSeq and is a predicted model, not a curated record. The transcript is spliced from 3 exons. Lineage: Eukaryota; Bigyra; Opalinata; Blastocystidae. The coding region runs from base 1 to 1542 and encodes 513 amino acids.
AUGACCUCGUUUGGCUGCGAGUACCGCGCCCACAUUCGCUGUGACAACGGAUUGUGCGCCGGUCGGAACGUCCGCACCGGCCGCUCUCUCUGCCUGACCUCGCUGACGUGUCCAUCGCACCGGCCGUACCUCUGUCCGGACUAUUCCUGCGCGGCGCACCCGUUCUAUUGCCCUUCGAUUCAGUUCUGCCCCGAAGGGACCUACACGUGCUCGGAUUAUUCCUGCUCUACAGAGCCCUGCGUCGAAGAGGAGUCCAUGUGUCCCGUCUCUCGCCCCGUCAAAUGCGACGACGGCCAGUGCGUCUCCACGAUUCUGGACUGUCGGAACAUGGAAGGCUGCAUGGCUCCCUACGAAUGUUUCAUUGCUCCUCUCUCCUCCCCUUCAGACCAAUGCUUCGACGGCUCCUGCGUCCUCUCCUACCAGUCCUGCCCCCACGCCGACUGCGACGCCCUCGCCGCCGAGCUCGGGCUCUCCAUUCCCCUCUCUACCUGCUGGAACGGCGAGUGUCUCGUCGAGGGAACCUGCCCUCCCCUGCCCUCCUGUCCGCUCGACUAUCCCGUUCGCUGCCCCGACGGCACCUGCCAGAAGUCCGCGCAGCUCUGCGCUCCGCAGGACGCAGCGGGCGCGCAGGCGGCCACGUACAGCGACUGCCCCGCGGGGACGACGCGCUGCCGGACCGGGGAAUGCCUGGAAGUGUGCUACGGAGUGAACGGGUGCGGCGUGAGCGAAGGAAUGUGUCCGAAUGGGGUCUGCGUCCCGCUGAUCACCUCCGAUUUCACCGGGGAAACCGAGUUCAGCGAGCGCUGCCCGACCACGUGCCGCGCUGGAGAGUGCCUGAACGUGAUCCCGUGCACGCUGUCGUCGCCGAUCUCGCUGACGAUUUCGCCGUUUUUCGAUCAUGAAUUGCCGAUUGUGCUCAACAACAAGCAGGUCAAUCUCGCGAUCCUCGUUCCCUCCGGCCUUCUCCCACCCUCGUUGGAGAACGUGCUCGAUCUUUUCCCCGUUUCCACUUCGUUUUUGAGCGAAACCGCGGGGGACAGCGGCUACUCGGCGACGGAGCUUUUCAUUUCGGGCGUGUUCGAGAUCACAACGCAUCACACCUACCCCAGAACCGCGAUUUCGGUGAUGGAGACGGUGGAUCACGUGUUCAGCGUUCCGAUCACGCUCGAAAUCCGCAACAUUCGCUCGGAGAAGUUCGAUUUGGAGGAGUGGUGUCUGGGGAAAUACACGGAGAAUGGCUGGGUUUGCGACGGCGAUUUGACCGAAGUGGAUCGCGCCGUGUAUCGAACCCUGCUGAAGAGCACGGGGAUCUUCGCGAUUUAUUACCGAAUUCCGGAAUCGGGCGUGAUCGUGAUCACGGAAGAAUCGAAGAUGAAGAUCACCGCGAUUUCCAUUUUGACGGUGUCGUACAUCGUCGUGUUCGUUCCGCUGUUCUACGUGUUCUGGCGAUUGCUUCGCUUUAGAAAGAAGCUGGAAAAGGCGAAGACGCUGCUGGAGCUGAAUGUGGGGGAUGCGAGAGGCGUGAGACGUAGAAUCGCGUGA